This is a messenger RNA of Glycine soja, 813 nucleotides long. RefSeq names its product metallothiol transferase FosB-like. The coding region runs from base 202 to 750 and encodes 182 amino acids. The record is from RefSeq and is a predicted model, not a curated record. Lineage: Eukaryota; Viridiplantae; Streptophyta; Magnoliopsida; Fabales; Fabaceae. The transcript is spliced from 2 exons.
AUAUUAAAUCGAGAGGGGCCAUGGUGGAACAAUGAGUAGUUGUUGAGAUUGAUGAGGUGUGAACAGAUAAUCUCCUUUUUCCUUUAUCUGUCUAAGCUUCAAUUCUGCCUUUAUAUAAGCUCAGUGUAAGGUUGGUUGCCACAACACAAUUACACACGAAUUUCCUUAGUUAGGCAUUGCUUUAAUUUGCAAGUGUGUGAGAUGGGAAAAAUGGAACCUCUACCUUUGCUUUCACUAAACCACGUUUCUUUUGUAUGUAAGAGUGUGAGUGAGUCUGUGAAAUUCUACCAGGAUGUCCUUGGAUUUGUGCUCAUCAAGAGGCCAUCUUCUUUCAAAUUUGAAGGGGCUUGGUUAUUCAAUUAUGGCAUUGGCAUUCACCUGCUAGAGUCAGAAAAGGUUCCGGUGGAAAAAAGAGAGAUCAACCCGAAAGAAAAUCAUAUAUCGUUUCAAUGCUCAGACAUGAAAGUUAUAAUGCAGAAACUGGAUGCAAUGAAGAUUGAGUAUGUGAGAGCAGUUGUGGAAGAGGGUGGAAUUAAAGUUGAUCAGCUCUUCUUUCAUGACCCAGAUGGAUAUAUGAUAGAAAUAUGCAACUGCCAAAAUCUCCCUGUGCUUCCCAUUUCCUCAUGCCCUCUAAAGCAGCUCGCAGCAGGGGAAGCUACUACAUUGAACAUUAACUGCUUUGCAGACGAAUCUGUGUCUAUGCUGAUGAUGGACAAUUUGGUGAUGGAUAUGUUGAAGAUUUCAAUAUAAUUAAGGCUUUUUAUCCAACGAGAGGAAAGGGAGAAAUAAACGGUAACAGUAAAAAAAAAAAAA